This is a messenger RNA of Mustela erminea (ermine), 2227 nucleotides long. RefSeq names its product high mobility group protein B3-like. The record is from RefSeq and is a predicted model, not a curated record. NCBI's taxonomy places the organism in Eukaryota, Metazoa, Chordata, Mammalia, Carnivora, Mustelidae. Gene Ontology annotation, molecular function: DNA binding, bending. Gene Ontology annotation, biological process: regulation of transcription by RNA polymerase II.
GAGGUUGUCACGUGGGUUAGAGGGGCGGGGUAAAGCGGGCUGUAGCCGGAGGGGAGGGGUCGGAGGCUGCGAGUCACGGGGGCUGAGGGGGGUCACGUGGCCGGAGAAGGGCUAGCGGUGGGCUUGGGGGCGGAAGGUCAACCUGAGGUGGGAGAGGGAAGAAAGCUUUGUCCCUGGCUUCAACUCUGUUAGGGAAAUGGAAAGGAAAAAUGAUGAAUGGAGGGUGUGAGUGCCGGGCCGGAAAAUGUGAAUGAGUCUCCCUAGCUCCCUCCAGCAUGAAGCCACCCAGUCACUGAAUUCCAAAAUGCACGGGAACCUGGGCAUUUCAUUUAAUUCACGUAGUCCCAUCCCUACUCCCUGCUGUCACAAACAUGACUCAGAUCUGAUGGAGGGGUGAUUGUCCUCCACUUUUUGCCCGCACUUUAUGUGGAAGGGCCCCCGCCCUAGAAAUGGCUGAAAGGGUAAAAGAAUAGUUGAGGCAUUGUGACGCCAGGAUAACUCCUUACAUCUGGCGUUUUGGAAACCGCGUCGUCAUUCGCAAAUUUCCUGGCCAGUUCUGUCUGGGCCAUACCAUGAUCACGUUCCAACGCCUCCUAACUUAAACAAAAACAAACAAAACAAAAAACAACUUGCCUGUGAGCCCCUGCCUAACGCUCAUCUGUAUUUCAAUUCAUGAUUUAAGUACAGCCUAAAUUAAACUCCCUACUAGUACAUGGAAAGUGCUCCUCUUAAGGUUACCGGUGACAUCCAUGCAACCAAGUUCAAAGUCACUUUUAAGUUCUUAUUUGAUCUCUCCUGCAGGAAACUGGAUGGACUAUACAUCCCUCUUUAAGCUUUUUUUCCUCCACAGGGCACCCCUCUCCCCAGUUUGCCUGACACUAUAAACACUCAAAAGAUUAUUAAUCUUACUAAAUCUGUUAUCUGUCGGCUAGUUAAGAGAGUCCCAAGAGCUGAUUUUCAGUCCUCACCUCAGUAGGUGCGUAGACAUUCUACCGCACACUUGGUGACCUAACCACUUUGGUGGUUGAGUGUACCUUUAAUGACGCCCAGAUAAGUGUUUUUGGACAUCUCCACUUGAACCUUAUUAUGACCUAUCUAAAUCAGAACUCAAAUACCCUCAGAAGUGCUCCAUUUCCUCUGCUCCUUAUCUUUUUGAUAAUGUCCCCAUCCACUCCAACAAAUCCAGAACCAAGCACCUGGGUGCAAUCCUCCGUGCUUCUCCCUCACUGCUGUCCGGGCUUCCAUGAUGCUGUGCCCCGUGAGUGGCAGUAGUUGCUUCGUAAACACUAUUUUACUUGAGAGUGCCAAGUGCAUAUUUUGAACUUCUCGAGCGCAAAAACCAGUAUCUGGCCAUCCACCAGAUGCAGUGCCUAUCUAGGCCUACUCCUUGCCUAGACUGGUUUAUGGCAGAAGUUGUCAUUUUUGAUGAGAAGAUGGAGGUCCAAAGUAUUGAAGAGAAAUGGCCAUUGUCACAAACCUGACAUGCAGAGAACCUGAGAUGAAAAAUCCAGAGGUCCCUGUCAAUUUUGCAGAAUUUUCCAAGAUGUGCUCUAAGAGGUGGAAGACUAUGUCUGGGAAAGAGAAGUCUAAAUUUGAUGAAAUGGCAAAGGCAGAUAAAGUGCGUUAUGAUUGGGAAAUGAAGGAUUAUGGACCAGCUAAGGGCAGCAAGGAGGAGGACCCUAAUAUCCCCAAAAGGCUACUAUCUGGAUUCUUCCUGUUCUGUUCAGAAUUCUGCCCCAAGAUCAAAUCUACAAACCCUGGUAUCUCUAAUGGAGAUGUGGCAAAGCUGGGUGAGAUGUGGAAUAACUUAAGUGACACUGAAAAGCAACCUUACAACGGUAAGGCAGAGAAGCUUAAGAAGUAUGAGAAGGAUGUCGCUGACUGUAAGUCUAAAGGAAAGCUUGACGGUGCAAAGAUCCCAACACCCAACAAAGUUGCCCAGAAGGAAGUAGAAGAGGAAGAUGAAGAAGACAAGGAGGAUCAAGAGGAGAAGAUGGAGGAGGGGAGGAGGAGGAGGAGGAAUAAAAAAACCGUUGAUCUGUUAAAAAAAAAAAAGAAAAGGAAAGAAAGAAAUGUAGUAUCUAUACCAUGUACAUCAUCAUGUUAUCUGUCCUACAUGUUUCAUAGAGAUAUGUAUUCAUACAUACUGCGCUUGGCAACAGGAAAUACGUUUUUGGUUUCCCGUAGUAGGCUGCAAGUUUCGAAAGCAGAAGUCUUAAACCUCUAA